This is a messenger RNA of Nerophis ophidion (straightnose pipefish), 3080 nucleotides long. It is a transcript of the gene zc2hc1a, whose product is annotated as zinc finger, C2HC-type containing 1A. The record is from RefSeq and is a predicted model, not a curated record. NCBI's taxonomy places the organism in Eukaryota, Metazoa, Chordata, Actinopteri, Syngnathiformes, Syngnathidae. The coding region runs from base 132 to 995 and encodes 287 amino acids. The transcript is spliced from 9 exons.
AGCAAUCCGUUUCCGGUGAAUUUGAGCAAAACCGGAAGUGCUUGAUGGUUACCUGUCUUUCUUCAUCCGGCGAUUAUCCGUUUCUUUUUUUGUUGUCAGGACAGCUACGUCUGACUGCAACCUAACAUUCAAUGAUGGACGAAUUCGAAGAUGGAGAUGCACCUCCUGCUGGAGAUCUAGCGCAGUGCAACACUUGUAAAAGAAUGUUCUUCCCUAAAGUCCUGGAGAAGCAUUCUAAAAUCUGCCAAAAGUCGGCGGCUAAAAGGAGGAAGAUUUUUGACUCCAGCAGGCAAAGAGCGCAAGGAACCGACAUCCCCACCCUCAAACCCCUCAAACCAAAGCCAGAACCCCCUAAGAAGCCAUCCAACUGGCGCAAGAAGCAUGAAGACUUCAUCGCAACAAUUCGGAAAAGCAGAGGCAAAAAAGAUGCCAAUGCAGACGAUUCAACUUCUCUUUUGGAUCUUGAACAGUGUCCUCAUUGCCAGCGGACGUUCAUCAAAAGUUCAGCUGAAAGACACAUAGCGUUCUGCAAGGAGCAGGCUGCCCGAUUGGCCAUCAAGAAACCACCUGCACGUACACAGUAUAAGUCUCCGGUUGUCAAGAAGGCCAACUCGACAGCGUCAGCCAUUCCAAUGGCCUCCACACGCCCACCACCUCAGAGAUCAGGCCUUGGCCAGACAACUGGAGUGUCUCUAAGUCAUGCUUCAACUGCAGCUUCAAAGAGGACAAACACUACUGGGCUCACAAGUCCUGGUUCUGGUGUGGGAAUGAAAAACCGAGCAGUGGGUUCUUUGAGGAACCCAGCGGCUGUAAGAGGACCACUCAACAAGAACAAACAAGAAAAUUCUUGCAUAACGAGGGAUGGCGUCGAUGGUGGGGACAAUGUUGGCAAUGGCAAACUAGACAGCAAGUUUUGUCACUCCUGUGGGACCAAGUACCCUAUAGAAUCUGCAAAAUUCUGCUGCGAGUGCGGCAUUAGGAGGAUGUGUAUCUGACCAAGAAAGACUUCAUUUGACGUCAACGCUGUUUGUUUUCACCUGUCCAUUUGAAACCCACAAGUUUGUGUUGGCAAUUAACAAAAUUGUAUUUGUAGCUUUUAAUGGAGCCUCAUUAUAUAUCAAGAGCAACUCCAUGGUACACAAAUACUGAGCAAACCGCCCAUGAGAGAACUGUUCCCCUACUAUGAUACUUUAGACCUCAUAUAGCCUUAUAAAACUAGUUGUAUUAGUGGAUUGCAGUUGUAUUGCAGUCCCUCUCCAGUAUUAUUUAGUUAAUAAUUUGUGGGUAGUGGGAGACAAAACAUUGAAGGUCUCUGUUUAAGGUACAAAAUAACCAUCAUUAAAGGCCUAUUGAAACCCACUACCACCGACCACGCAGUCUGAUAGUUCAUAUAUCAAUGAUGAAAUAUUAACAUUGCAACACAUGCCAAUACGGCCGGUUUAGUUUACUAAAUUGCAAUUUUAAAUUUCCCGCAGAAUUUAUUGUUGAAAACGUCGAGGAAUGAUGACGCGUACACGUGACUUCACGGACUGUUAGGAAAUAUUAGCCCUACACCACCAGCAGCUAAAAGUCGUCUGCUUUAACCGCAGUAUUUCGGACUUCUGUGUUGCUGAAUCUUUUGCAAUUUGUUCAUUUAAUAAUGGAGACUAUAAAGAACAAUGCUGUUGGUGGAAAGCGGUGUAUUGCAGCUGUCUUUAGCACCGAGAAACAGCUGGUGUUUCUUUGUUUGUUGUGAAGCAGAGCGGUCAAGCGAACAUGUUUUCUCUACGUCAACCAACAUGUUUUUGAAUGGGGAAAUUGAUAUAUAUCUUACCGGAGACAUCAGAGGAUUAUUGGUCAUCCUACAGCUCUCAAAAAAGGCAGCUGUGAGCUUGGCUUCUCGGCUUCUCUAUGAGACACUGCGUGUUCACCGCAGCCAUCCGACCUCGAGGUAUGUCUUUACAAUCUUUAAAAUCCCACUAAAACACUAUUAAAAACAAUAAGCAGAUAAGGGAUCUUCCAGAAUGAUCCUAGUAAAUGCGUCUAAUUACAUCUGAAACGCUCACACUACCGCCGGCCUGAGCCGUCGCUUUUUUUUUUUUUCUAGUCCUUCACUAUCAAUAUCCUAAUUCAUGAAUCUUUCAUCCUCGCUCAAAUUAAUGGGAAAAUUGUAGCUUUCUCGGUCCGACUUUCUCUUACUGCUGGUGGCUCCCAUUAAAAACAAUGUGAAUAUGUGUAGAACCUUGCAACUCGUGACGUCACGCGCACAUAGUUCCGGUAAAGGCAGGGCUUUUCUAUUAGCGACCAAAAGUUGCGAACUCUAUAGUCGAUGUUCUCUACUAAAUCCUUUCAGCAAAAAUAUGGCAAUAUCGCGAAAUGAUCAAGUAUGACACAUAGUAUGGACCUGCUAUUCCCGUUGAAAUAAAAUCUAAUUUCAGUAGGCCUUUAAAGGUGUAAAGGAGUAGUGAAGAAAAUACAUAAUACUACCCAUUUUGUGCAAUGUAAAAAUCUACCAUAAAAUAUUCAACUCAUGUUUGAUGAGUGGUAUUAUGGGUAUGUAACACCCCCCUUGAACAUCCACAACCACACUAUGCAAAAAUCACUGUCUGGUUUUCGUCAAAAAAAAAAAAAGACAGGAAAAGAGGUUCCGCUCUUUUUAGAAGAGAGCAAAGUUGCGUAAGGAAUGAACUCUGAGUUUGUUUAGAUAUGCGAAAAUUUUAAGUUGGAAGUGGGGCAUAAAUAAGUCGAGACGUGGGCGUUCUUUCUCAUUCCCUGUGGCUCAAUCCUCAGUCAAGCGUAAAGGAAACAGCUUCUCAAUUUUCUCAUAACAGAAUUAAUUUAUGUCCAAGUGCAAUAUGAUUGACUACUGAAGUAGAUGUUUUCUCAUGUUUAGUUGUGUUAGGAUUUUUUUUUUUUUUUACAGGUCUCAUUGUAUAUACCGUAUAUAGACAGGGAUCCAAACCCCCUCAAACAUGUAUUGCUGACCACUGUAGUAUUCUCAUGCAUUCCUUUUCAUAUCCUGUAUUACCUACCCAGUUAUUUAUUCCAUCCUAAUUAUGCCUGUUUUAUUUGAUGAACAUUGACUGAAUUGUGUCUUUUCA